Prosopis cineraria is the source of this 848-nucleotide messenger RNA. Its product is annotated as phospholipase A2-alpha. The coding region runs from base 1 to 636 and encodes 211 amino acids. The record is from RefSeq and is a predicted model, not a curated record. Gene Ontology annotation, biological process: phospholipid metabolic process; arachidonate secretion; lipid catabolic process. The transcript is spliced from 5 exons. Lineage: Eukaryota; Viridiplantae; Streptophyta; Magnoliopsida; Fabales; Fabaceae. Gene Ontology annotation, molecular function: calcium ion binding; A2-type glycerophospholipase activity.
AUGGGGCCUCAAUUCUCUGUUCUGACUUCUGAGCUUCGUGCCCCUCCUUGUGUGACUCUGAACACUUUCCCACAAUCUGAUCUCUCUCUUCUGUUCGUCAUUUUCUCCUAUAAAUUAGAGCCUUUAAGCAAAACCAAUAAGCUUCUCAACUUCGAAAUUAAUCUCACAAAAAUGCUCAAAUCCAUGAAAUCUCUUCUAUUCUCUCUCACAUUCAUCCUCAGUUUCUUCUCCAUCCCCUCAUUUGCCCUUAACAUCGGAGCUGAAACCACCGGAAUCGCCGCCGUCUCUGUGAGCAAGGAAUGCAGCAGAACCUGUGAAUCAAGCUUCUGUUCUGUACCUCCAUUACUGAGAUAUGGCAAGUAUUGUGGGCUUCUGUACAGUGGAUGUCCUGGAGAAGCUCCUUGUGACGGACUUGAUGCUUGUUGUAUGAAGCACGAUCAAUGUGUGCAAGCCAAAAACAAUGACUACUUAAGUCAAGAGUGCAGCCAGGCAUUCAUAAAUUGUAUGGAGAGAUUUAGAAAGAAUGGUGGAGCUACAUUCAAAGGAAACCAAUGCAAUGUUGAUGAUGUUAUUCGAGUUAUCAAGCUUGUCAUGGAAGCUGCUCUCGUGGCUGGAAGAGUUCUCCACAAGCCUUGAUUAUCUUAUUCUUCUUCUCAUCAUUUCAUCUAUUUUUACAUUGACAAGAAGGAACAAGCCACUUUCAUAUUUCAUUAGUUCAAAGUGAAUUUAUCAAAGGUUAAUUUGACAAAAAUUAAUUUAAUAAAAAUUAAUUAUUGUAAUGAAAUUUAUGUUUAAUUAAAUACAUCCUUUGAGAAGCUAGCUUGAUAAAUUGCAAAUUGUUUAGAUUA